AUGGAUGCUGAGACCCGCCAGAGCCCAUCCAACAUGACUCUCCUACUCUGCUUGUUACUGCUUUCCCUCUCUGGUUUUCAGGCAACUCCUCCACCUUCCUUGUUCCAGCCUCAAAUCUCAGUGUUCAAUGGACAGGGAAACCCACAGAUCCUGUGCCAGGUGCUGGGUACCCCUGCUGGUGCUCAUGUCCUGUCCUGGUACCAGCAACUUCCUGGGAAGGGGCCAACCUUUCUGCUGAGUCAGAGGGAAGGAGCUGCCCCAAGCUAUGGUCCUGGUGUGACCCCACGCUUCCUGGCUGAACUGGACCCUGAAAAGAACAGUGCCUGCCUCACUGUGGGCAAUGCCAGCCCUGCAGAUACGGGCAUUUACUACUGUGCUCUGUGGAAUGCCGGCCAGUACAUCUUUGGAGAAGGCACUCAGUUCCUCUAUCAGGCUGAGAAGCUGCCUUCAGUCCCCCACUUUCCUCAGCUGACCCUGCUCACUUCAGGCCCAGCCUCUCCUGUACUGUGUGUGGCCCAGGGGCACCAUUCAGUUUCUCUGAGGCUCUACUGGACACUGGAGGGCCAGCUCCGGAAAGGGGGAGCCGUGGAGAGCCCAAUAGAGGAUAUGGAUAACGCUGUGGUCAGCAUCCUACACCUGCCCAGCAGGGCUCUAGGAGGCACCGUGACCUGCCAGGCCCACCAUGAGGGCCAGAGCUUGGCUGCCAUGCUGAGGCUGCCUUCUUCUGAGGAGCAUGGGUGCCUGGACAGUCGGGACCAAGGGAAUGGGGUCCAGGAGGUCCAGGAUGCAUUAGUCCGGCUGGAGAGGACGCUCACCGUGGCCGGCCGCUGCUACCUGGGGCUGCUGGGGGGAGCUCAGCUCUGUGUGCUGCUGCUCCUGCUCAGUUCGCCGGCCAGGGGACGCCUCAGACCUUCUGCCGGUGUCCGCAUUCGCCGGAGGAUGAGGGGGGGGCCUGGUGCUCAGACCCUUUGGAGCUGAAGCCCUCCAUUUCUGCAGGCCUUCCUGUCCCUCUGCUCUCCCUUUUGCACUCAAAAAGUUUGUAAAUAAAUGCAACAAAACAUUAGAAAGUUGUGCUGAGGCUCCAAGGACUUGGGACCCCAGACCCCUAAAAGAGCUGACUGACCCUGGCUGGAGUACUAACUCCUACAGAAGCUCCAGGACAACCCAGACCCAACAGCCUGCCAGCCCCGGGAGUGAGGAGGAAGGGAGAGAAGUCUGUUCAUAGAACUUAGGAAAACAGGUGUGGAAAUCUGUUAUAACACGUAACUGAUAGUAAAUAAAAUAAAAGCUCUAGAACAAAGUUUCCAGGCUAAUCUUGCGCCUAGGAGGUUUUGUUUUU
This is a messenger RNA of Gracilinanus agilis (Agile Gracile Mouse Opossum), 1339 nucleotides long. RefSeq names its product immunoglobulin alpha-2 heavy chain-like. The coding region runs from base 1 to 978 and encodes 325 amino acids. Lineage: Eukaryota; Metazoa; Chordata; Mammalia; Didelphimorphia; Didelphidae. The transcript is spliced from 5 exons. The record is from RefSeq and is a predicted model, not a curated record.